CUUGGCAGGCGCAGGAAUUUCUAUUUCACGAUUACCAUGAUGAUGUUACACGGUUUUACGAACAGAAACAGCACGUAAACGAAAUAUAAAUACUGAUAUUUGUCACUCUUGUACGAUACGAAUUACACAAUUUACUAGGAAGGUGUAAUGGCACAUACUCGAUCUGCCGCCGUUGCCCUUCAGCUAGAGCAGUGUCCUUGAAGAUCUGCGUGGCGCGGACAAUUUCAAGCGAAAUUCAUAGAAUCUUCUAACAAAAGGACGUACGCGGUCGACAUAGUCUAUUCCCUUCAAAACGCCUACUCGCUCAUCAUUUUUAAUACGCUACUGUUAUGUUUUAGUUUUUGUUUGUCAUUUCUUUCAUCGAACAGGCCGAAUCGAACGAAGUAGAUGUCUAAUCCUUCAGGAGCAUUUUUUGUAUCGAGAUUAGAACUCUUUGCCGUAAUAUGAUGUUCUUGUAGGAACCACUGUCGCUGUGCUGGUGAACUACGCGCUAAUGUCUGACACCCUAGCGCUAGAAGAAUGGGGACUCGUCAGCACUCGUCGAAAAUCCCACCGAAAAAUACAACCUAUUCCGGAUUUGUUUAGUGAAAGAUUUUGCAGCUGCUCUACUUCGGGAGAGUCAGCGGGGACAAGCCGGCCAGGAGCCCUAAUUUGUAAAAGUAGACCUGGGCCUAGAUAGAACAGCCACUGUGCACGACCGGCAUUUGUCGUUCUUCUCCUAGGCCGUGCCGCAGAUCAUGUAUUCCUCCUUCUCAUACCCAGGGUCGAAGAGCGCGUCCAAGGGCGGGAGUAGUACUUACGGGAAGACCGGCAAAGGCGGGGCGGCGGCAAGUAGCUACCAGCAGGCUUACCACCUCGCCAGCGCGCAGCAGCAGCACAGCGGGUCCACGGCCUGGGCCGCCGGUGGGUAUAAUUAUCACCAGCCGGCGCACAUCAGCGGUUCCUACCUCGGUGCUGCUGGGCCAACGUCUUCGUACAUUCCGGAUAGUGGGUCGAGUGGGACGAGCGUGGGCUCGUGGCAGGCGCAGAGCCACGCAGAACUGCUGGCGGAGCUGCAAAUUCAGCAGUACAAUCACGCGGCGGCCGAGCAAUACGGAGUAGAGCAACAGGCUGGUGAGCACUCGUUGUACAGCGCGUCGCCGGAACUCCUGCAACACCAGGCGGAACAGGCAGUGGCCGCGGCCGGUGCGGUGGGGUACCCAGAUUACUCCUCCUACCUGUACAACUCAACAGGAGCUGCUGCAGCGGAACAGCAACAGCACGCCGCGUACUACCAGCAACUUUCGUCCACGGUGUCGGUCCCGCCGGGCUUCGAACCGGAAGAUUCGCAACCGAUUUGGGCGGAUCACGGGGGAGUAGAGCUGGGAGUAACAGACACCAGCACUUCUGCGCGGACUAGCGAAAAUAUUAAAGGGGAGACCACUUCUGCAGCACUACAAGGUUCUGCUGCAAGCAGGAUUUCGCUUAUUUCCGUUGGGACUUCUUCUGCGGGAUCGUCCUCCUCCUCGUCAGCAAGCGCGAGCGGGAGCGCAGCCACUUCCUCCGGCAGCUUCAGCAAAGUUACGGACCCUUCGCAAAUCAAGGAGUUCCAUCCCACGUUGAGCCACAGCCCUGCGGGGGAUUUGGUGCCGAGCUUAACGGCGGCGUUAGAAGCGUCGCCGGCGGGACCUUGUUCCGACUACAAGUAUAUGGAAGAGGAGUACAGUGCGGGAUAUCUUCCACCUCCCGAAUCAUCUUCAACCUCCGCUGAGUCCGUCGCUUCCGCGGCUGCGGCAGCGUACCACCUGAAGCAGGCAGCGCUGUACGGUAGCUUUCUGCGUGCUGCAUCUUCCCAGCACCAGGCCGCGCAACUUGCGGCUGCGGAGCACCUCGACCCGGCUACGUUUUACGCCACCGGCUUUGCUCCACCGCCGAGCGGGUCCUUGGUCCCAUCGCCGGGGCUUUUCGCGGGUGGAGCUGCAGCAGCGAACGCUGCCGCACUAGCGGCCGGGCUGAAAAACAGCGGCAAGACCACGAGCGCAUCCAAAGCCUCUUCUUCGGGAAAGCACCACAAAGGCGGAAAGCAGGGCGGAUUCGGAGGAGGUGCAGCAGCUUUUUCUUCGCACGGCGGCAAGAACGGACACAACAUGAAGGGUCCGGCGGGCGGGGCGCAUAAUGCCUCGAGCAAGCACGACCAACAUCUUGGGAAGCAGGGGGCCUACGGAAAGACCUCCUUCUCCCCUUCCGCGUCCUCUUCGAACAGCAGCUCGGCCUCGCCGGCGCCAAAUAAACCCCAGCCGCCCAGCAGCACGGCCGUCGCGAAUGCGAACUUUGUGCCCCCGAUCGGCCAGGGUGGCGUGUUGGCCACGGGUAACACCGGGUCCACGAAGGGAGCGGGCGGCAAGCACGGGAAAAAGUGGCCCCGCUACCUUCCGGAGUACCCCACGGAGGACUUUUGGAAGUACAGCAGCUUCGGCGACGUGUCAGUAUGAUAGUGCACAACUCCCCCUCCCCCUCAUUUGUAAUGCAAAAUUCCCAACUCACGCUCACGCUCAUCCUGUGCCUCCUGGCACGUUUUGCAUGACAAGUUCUGGAAGCCCAAAUAGCACUACACUCCUCCGCAAAGUUGUCAUGCAAAACCUGCAUUCUUGCUGGCACUUGUAUUGCCGUUCAUGCUAUACAAAUGAGGGGGAGGGGAUGUUGUGCACUGUCAUAGUCAGAGAGGAUUCACUACUUAGGAAUCGCCUACAGCUACCUGAACUACUUCAGUGCGCGCACGGAAGAGAUCAUGGACCGCCAACGUCAGCGCUCGCGUUUGCUCAAGAUGAUUCAGUAUACGCCACCAACGUCAACAGUCGAUGCGCGGGCUCCUUCGUCCACUGGAACUUCUGCAAGCGUCAAGAGCGACGGCAAUGCCAGUUGUGGGGCCAACAAAAUAAAUUCAAUUCCACCGGCGGAGCUCGAGGAGGGCUCCCUCUUUGGCGCUUCCGUGGACGCGGACGCCAUGAAAAAGCGUUUUGACGACCUGACGAACCGCGAGAGGGGCGCUGUGGCUGCGAAUUGGUGCGUGAUUCGGACCAUGCUCGAACUGCAGGAAGACCUGGACAGUGCCAGGUUCAUCACCUCCGGAGUACCAAACUCGUUCAAGGUCGACCAAGACAACGACGGCCGGGUACUACUUCUAUCGGAACUUUGGAGUUUCAUUUUUGCAAAUUUGCGCAGGAUUUUGAUUGCAUAAGUUUGCGCGGAUUUUUCGUCUGCUCAAUAUGUUUAGCCGAUAUCUUUUGAGGAUGUGCGGAAGCGAUUCUACAUGUACGAAAUUUUUGGGACGAAAAUAAUGAACGCAAUACAGACUGGAGCGACCCUGAAGCAGUUGGUCAGGGACUGGUCAGAAGAAGGCAAAGAAGAUACCUAAUUGAAAACAUUCGACCAAGACAGUGAAAUGUGCGCCUAGCAGCUUUACUGCGGAAGUAAAGUUCAAUAGGCUGCGGCCAGUUGCAUUUCGUUGUGCUUUGUAAGUAUACCGUAUGUUUUUGUAUCACCAUCUUUUUUUAUCUAUGACUCUCUCGCAGCGGUACAACGUGUUUUGUAUUGAGGUUGAGUGUUUUCAUGGUGAUUUCUGAGCGCGACCUGGCCUACAAACCGUUGCUUGACGCACUGGAGAAAUAUUUACCGCUUACCGAAGAGAUGAAGAGCGGGGUGGCGGAUCCACGCGACCACUACCGCGUCAGCGUUCCUGGAUGCGGGCUCGCCAGGCUUUUGUUUGAGGUAGCAAAUAAUUUUCUGUUCUCAUCAUGUUGAAUGUCAUGCAGCAUGCAGUAUCAUGUCGCACAUUUUUGAGAAUUAUACCACUCAGCCGCUCUCUGCUGAUCAUUAUCAAGAAUCACAAUGAAUCGCUGCAGGUUGUGAACCGAGGGUAUUGUGGUGAGGGAAACGAGUUUUCUUGGCACAUGAUGAUGAUGGGCGACUUCAUCCUAAAUUGCUGCGACGAACCGAAUAUGUACACCAUAUACCCAUGGGCGACGUCAUACAAGGAAAAGAUCACGGACGAGUAAAUAAAUAUAACAUAGAGUAGUUUUUUUUCGAUUAAGGUCGCACGCAGUGUACUCACGGAGCUCCCUCCUAUCCGUGUAUAAUUAUCUGGUCGUCAUGUAUUGUAGGUAUAGUAGCGCCAUAGAUCAUAGAAGUGGAAGUGCAUGUAGCAGUGUCUAAAGGGCCUCUUUAAAUCCAUUGCCAUACGUUCUUUUACCAGGGGUCGGCUGAAAGGCAUCCGGAUUCCGGAUGUGUCAGUGCUCCGGGAACUGACCAACCCGAAGCGCACCCUACCCGUGGUCGGCUUCGGGAUGGCGUCCGGGGACUUCACUGAGAUUUACGGGCGCGAGUCGCAGGUGGGACAGUGGGACGCGGUCCUGACCUGCUACUUCGUGGACACCGCGCGCAACAUCUUUCUCUACAUUCGCACCAUCGCGAAGAUGCUGCGGUCCGGCGGCGUGUGGGCGAACCUGGGGCCGCUGUUGUGGCACUUCGCGGAGACGCCGUAUCAAAUGUAAAAGUGUCUGGCUCUGGAAGAAUGCAACUUGUCAUGCUGAUUUUGGAUUCUAAAAAAAUCUGUAUUGCAUGAGCAGCAAAGAGAGUCCAAGUUUUGCUACACGGAAAGAGCAUUUGUCAUGCGGUAUAGGCAUCAGGAAGCCCUCACAAAAUCUGUGACGCUAGGGCAUGCAUCACAGACAUCAGGAGUCAUGCGAAAUGUGCAUGACAAACCUGGCAAUCUUCCAGACCCAGACAUUUUUGCAUUUGAUAUGCCGGAGCAGCACUCGAUCGAGGUGUCGUACCACGAACUUAUGCUCGCGGUCCGCAUAUCUUAAUGAAAAAUCCCCCCUCGCCAUACUAAAACGGAGAUUUGUGUAGCGUGAUUUGUGACCACAAAUCAUGUUGUCAUGCUAGAAGGCAAAAGAUGCGGACUGUAGUGCUGGCUGGCGUGGGAAAGCCUUUCAUCUUCAGCAUGCCAGGAGGCAACUGGAAGUGGGAAACAGCAUGACAAACUUCCUGCAGUCCAGGCCAAGACUGCGCUUCUUGGCCUUCUAGCAAUACAAGGCUAUAAUUUGUGUACGCCAAUCCAGCAUCACAGAUGUCUCUUUCGAUAUGGGGAGGGGUGAUUUUUCCUCGCAAUGCCGCAAGUACUUCGUGAUUCGGGAGGAUCGCGACGUCCCCGUGGGACCGGGCUACAACUUCGACGACAACAGCACGCGCAACAACCGGUUUCGCCCAAAGCUCUUCGUGGGCAUACGCAACAAGAAACCGGUCAAGGGGGAGAGCAACCCGGUGUACAACGAGGAAAUGUAGUCGUGAACGCAAAUAACAGAGGACUCAUCUGGACGAAAUCGUGUUUUAGAAAGUUUUUAAAACUAUAGGACGAGCAGGACUACACGACCGGGAAGAACAGCGACACCACUGAAGUCAUAUUGAUACAAAACCCUGUAGAUACAAGUAUACACAUCAUCAAAAUACAUCUUGGCAGCGAUUUUGCAAACGAAACAGAGUAGGAGCAGCAAAGAGUAAAUUUCUCAUGUGAAUGUUACUUGCUGGCACCGUUCGUUUGCGUUUCCCUUUCUUUUGCUCAAGACUCUGAUGUAGUACCGCCCCCCAGAUAUUCUUGAAGAAACUACCCUUUCCCUUUCAAUCGUUGCAGCUCAGCCUGUCUUGCGAAGGCACUGGAUCAGGCGAGCACUGUACAAUUCAAGUCUGGUCCUCUGCUCUUUCACAUGUCGAGUUGGGUAUUUAUUUUGCCACGACGACCAUGAUCCUCGUCAAGCUCUUGCUUAAGCGGCUUAGACAGGGACGAUGGUACUAUCUGCGCUGCACGAACAAACUGGAAUAAUUUCGUUGUCGCGAAGCAAAAUAAAAAAGCUCAUGCUCGUCCGUCACCGCACCCCCGCUGUGAAGAAUCACCCACAGUAGACGGGUGACAUCCAGAGAAUGUGCAUGUAUUGAUUCCUUGCUCGUGACGAGACCGGAUGAAGCCGGUCAGCCGGACGGGGGCUCCGGCGGGACGGGCCAUCACAACUCUAAAUUACCUUGUCUUUGUAGUUCUACUCGACGUAACGCUGUUGAAAGUCUGACAGGCAGAAGAGCAUAGAAAACAAACUACAGCGAUAUAAUUCUUGAAUGAUUCAAUUUUCACACUCCGAUAAGCUAGCUUCGAAAGCGGAGUGAUAUUAAAGAGCUAGCUGUGCCUCUUGUCGUGUAAAAGGCACCUACUUUACUGUAUCGAGAUACCACGACAGCACUAAUUCGACUUCUUUGUAUAAAACUGCAUUUAAGAUAAGGGAUGUUAAAUGCGAAAGCGAACAAUCUAGAAGGAGACAAACGAUCUGCAUAAUCGAACCUUCACUUUUUAGCACAAUCGAAUUGAACGACAAAAU
Messenger RNA from Amoebophrya sp. A120, 6401 nucleotides. The record is from the annotation of a GenBank genome assembly. Lineage: Eukaryota; Dinophyceae; Syndiniales; Amoebophryaceae.